Messenger RNA from Struthio camelus australis, 4946 nucleotides. Lineage: Eukaryota; Metazoa; Chordata; Aves; Struthioniformes; Struthionidae. The record is from RefSeq and is a predicted model, not a curated record.
AUGUUCAUUGCGAGGUCAGACAGGAAGCCCAGCACUGUUUGUCCACUUCUUUUUACUGUCAUCUCUCACCGGCCAGUGUGCUGGGCUUUGCUGCUGUGAAAAAUGGGUGUGGACACUUGACAGGUUCCGAAGAUUCCUAGGAUGAGGCUGCUGUGAGGGACUUGCGGAUCCCCUGCGUGCUCUGCGGUGCCUGCAGAUUCCCUGUGGUUCCCUUUCCAGGUGGAAUACCGAAGUCGCCAGGCAGAAUGACAGUUGGAUAUGUACUGCCACCCCCUUUCCAGGGGAGGACUUUGCUCUCCGUGCUGCUGCUGGCAGCCGCUGUUCACUGCCACUGGCCCAGUGAGCCAUCGGAAGUGGUACGGGACUGGGAAAACCAGCUGGAGGCCUCCAUGCACUCUGUGCUCUCAGACCUCCGAGAGACUGUCCCAGCUGUGGUGGGUAUACCAGACAGUUCUGCUGUUGUGGGCCGUUUCUUCAGAGUCUCCAUCCCAAUGGAUUUAAUUGCUUCCAAUGGCGAAAUAGUCCAGAUAUCUGAAGCUGGGAAGGAUUCCUUGCCUUCAUGGUUACACUGGAAUGCAGAGAGCAGCUCACUGGAAGGUCUGCCCCUUGACACGGACAAGGGCGUCCACUACAUCUCGGUGACCACGCUGCAGCUCUUCCCAAAUGGGAGCCACGUGCCACAGACUGCAAACGUGUUCUCCAUUGAGGUCCGCCAAGAAGACCACAACGAGCCUCAGUCUGUGCGAGUAGCUGUCCAAGAUCUGGGUGAUGCAGCGCCAUUUGUGUGUGGUGCAGAAGAGCCAGUCACUAUCCUGACUGUCAUUUUGGAUGCUGACUUAACAAAAAUGACACCAAAGCAGAGGAUUGAACUUUUAAACAGAAUGAGAAGCUUCUCAGAGGUGGAACUUCAUAACAUGAAGUUGGUUCCUGUUGUAAAUAACAGACUCUUUGACAUGUCUGCCUUCAUGGCAGGACCAGGAAAUGCAAAGAAGGUGGUGGAAAAUGGGGCCUUACUCUCAUGGAAACUGGGAUGUUCUCUGAGCCAAAACAGUGUCCCCAACAUCAGCAACGUUGAGGCUCCAGCUAAAGAAGGCACCAUGUCUGCCCGCCUUGGCUACCCGGUUGUUGGCUGGCACAUUGCUAACAAGAAGCCUCAUCUCCCAAAGAGGAUGCGGCGGCAGAUCAAUGCAACCCCUACGCCUUUGACUGCAAUCGGGCCACCCACUACUGCUGCCCAAGAACCACCGACAAGAAUUGUCCCUACCCCAACAUCACCUGCUAUUGCGCCUCCCACAGAGACGACAGCUCCCCCAGUCAGGGAGCCUAUACCACUGCCAAGGAAGCCUACAGUCACCAUCAGAACAAGGGGCCCAAUAGUCCAAACGCCUACUCUGGGACCAAUCCAGCCAACCAAGGUGGUAGAAGCCACAGGCACAGCCUCUGUGCCUAUUCGCCCCACAAUGCCCGGGUUCAUAGAGCCCACUGCUGUGAUUACACCACCUACAACCACCACUAAGAAACCAAGAGUCUCUACUCUGAAGCCAGCCACGCCAUCCACAACAGAUUCUUCUACGGCGACAACACGAAGGCCUACUCGAAGACCUAAAACCCCACGGCCUACAAAGCCUCCUAGCACAACCAGAUCCCCGAUCACUAAACUGACAACUGCCUCCCCACCAACCCGUGUACGCACCACAGCUAGUGGGAUUCCCCGGCCGUGGGAGCCAAAUGAGCCACCCAAGUUGACGAACCAUAUUGACAGGGUUGACGCAUGGGAAGGCACUUACUUUGAGGUUAAAAUACCAUCUGAUACCUUCUACGACAAGGAAGAUACCACCACUGACAAGCUGCAACUGACCCUGAAGCUGAAGGAGCAGCAAAUGGUAGAAGAGAAUUCAUGGGUCCAGUUUAACAGCACUAGUCAGCUCAUGUAUGGCAUGCCAGACCAUAACCACAUAGGGAAACAUGAAUAUUUCAUGUAUGCUACUGACAAAGGUGGGCUUUUUGCUGUGGAUGCUUUUGAAAUCCACGUGCACAAACGGCCGCAUGGGGACAAGUCUCCAGUGAAGUUCAAAGCCAGGCUGGAAGGAGACCACAAUGCAGUGAUGAAUGACAUCAAUAAGAAGAUUAUGCUGGUGAAGAAGCUCGCUCUGGCGUUUGGUGACAGAAACAGCAGCACCAUCACCGUGCAGGACAUCGCUAAAGGCUCCAUCAUAGUAGAAUGGACAAACAACACCCUGCCCCUUGACCCCUGCCCCCGGGAACAGAUCCGGACUUUGAGCAAAAAAAUUGCGGAUGACUCUGGUGGCCCAAGCCUGGCUUUCACAAAUAUCUUGCAGCCCGAGUUCAAGCCUUUGAACGUGUCAGUUAUUGGCUCCGGCAGCUGCAGGCACAUCCAAUUUAUCCCUGUGACAAAGGACGGGAGGGUGAUCUCGGAGGCUACGCCAACAGUGGCAGCCGGCAAAGACCCCGAGAAGAGCAGCGAGGACGAUGUGUAUCUGCACACCGUCAUCCCUGCCGUGGUGGUGGCGGCCAUCCUCCUUGUGGCUGGCAUCAUUGCCAUGAUCUGCUACCGCAAGAAGAGGAAAGGGAAGCUCACCAUUGAAGACCAGGCCACCUUCAUAAAGAAAGGUGUGCCCAUCAUCUUUGCUGAUGAGCUGGACGACUCCAAGCCUCCACCAUCUUCCAGCAUGCCCCUCAUCCUCCAGGAGGAGAAAGCCCCACUGCCCCCUCCCGAAUAUCCCAACCAGAGUAUGCCGGAGACCACGCCACUCAACCAGGAGACCAUCGGGGAGUAUACGCCACUGCGCGACGAGGACCCCAAUGCGCCGCCCUACCAGCCACCCCCACCCUUCACUGCACCUAUGGAGGGGAAAGGCUCCCGCCCAAAGAACAUGACCCCUUACAGGUCCCCACCACCCUAUGUCCCCCCUUAACAAAUGGGAGACUCUUGGUGGAGAAGGGGCCUCUAGUUCCACACCAGUGCUGUCUGUGGGCCUGCAGCCCCCUCGCCAACCAGGAACCGACACUCUCAAUCCCAGCCCGGUCCCAAGCAGGCCCUGUCCGGCUGCAUCCACUACACCAGAGUGCUUGUGGAACUUGGGGGACACUUGUUUUAUUUUUGCCUAACAAGCUUUUAUUUUAUUUUAUUCAUAGAAAAAUUCUUGGCUCAAAAACAUAUUUCUGGCGGCAGGCUUCUCGAUGUGGCCGGGGACUUGUGCGGAGGGCGAGGGAGGGAGGGAGGGAUGGACGAGCAGGCAGCACUAGGGUAGCACUCUGGGUCUCCGCUGUUUGCCUUUAACACUAACUGUACUGUUUUUUUUCUAUUCACGUGUGUCUAGCUACAGGACGUAACAUGAAAGGUAGCCUAAAAAUAAUUAAAUUCAAGGGACUUUCUGAAGUCAAUGUUUAAGUUUUUACAUUUAAUCUGCUGUUUACCUAAACUUGUAUGUAUAGUUUUGGGGACAAGGGAGGGAAGUGCUGUGCUAAAAAUAAGCUCCGGGGGUUUUUCAGGCCUAGUUAUAGGGUGGACCUAGAGGACAGAUUAUUGGUGGGGGGGGAGGUUGGUUUCUUUUUUUCUUUUUCUUUUCUUUUUUUUUUUUUUAAUCUGAGAAAUCCUGUUUCUCUCAUGCAUCAUAAAAUAACCAUCAGUUUAGUCAGACUGGCUUGGGGUACCUUCAGCUAAGUGUAGGGGCAGCUGCCUGCGUCUUGGGAUGCUCUCGCUGUCCCGCGGGCAGCGCUGUGCUUGGGGAGAGGAGCUCGGAGAAGGCUCCAGGGGCUUCCCGAGCGGAGCCAAGUGCCGAGGCACCUGCAGGGUGCAGGGCUCUGCCAGCAACUGGAAACAGGCUCUGCGCUGCACCGACUUCUCCCUUUCAACAGUGAAGGUUGCAAUGGGUUUGGGUGGAUUUUUCUUUUCUUUUUUUUUUUAAACUCCCCGGGUGUUUUGGCAAUGAUGGGAUAUUUUCCUGUCAUGCAAUACCAUCUCUUCACUUUUACUCCUCUUUGAGUGUCAUAUCGGAACAGCCUCUUGCCUGCCCCCAGCUCUCCCAACCACCCUGGGCUGCAGACUUCCUCCUGAUCUGCUCUGCGCACAGAUGCGGGUGAAGCCGUCUGGCUGUUGGAAAAGGAAAAGAUAAAAAAUAAUAAAAAAAAGCGCCAGAAAUAGUUAAUAGUCAGAAGAAUCAGUGAACUCAAAUCUAAUUUUUUACUAAAUUUUUGAUACAGCCUCAAAUUGUUUUAUUAAAAAAGAAUUAAAAAAUGGUAACGCUGACAGCAGUUUGUAUGAGCUUAGCUUCUUAGUAUCAACUCAGUGGGACUGACUGCUUUGCUCACAUUGAGUUUGUCUCUCAUCGUCAUUGUUAAAUAUCAGAGCCAUGGUUAGGUUUCUUGCCUUCGUAACAGGACCUUGCACCCAUCUCUCCUGCAAGGUCAGGGCAGCCCCUGAUGGCUGCCUCUUGCUUUAUUCUAUUUUAUUUUUAUUUUUUCUCCUUUGGACUAAAUCAUUUUAAGAAUGGAUUUCUUUUUCACCAUUUGAGAACUAUUUUUGGUACCUUUUAGAGGGAGGAAAAAUCCUUUGCAAUAAUGUGCCCCUGCCCUCACUGGGGAUAGGGCUGGGCAGACACUGGCUGACUUUGCACACCAAGCAGACACUUUAAGCCAUAUUGACUGUUUUGCAAAGUAUGUUUGUGUGCUGACAUGGCCAGUUGCAUGCUAGCAGAUGAACGGCCAAAACGACCUUCAUCUCUUCCUUGCUGGGAUGGCUUUUUCCUUGGAGCCUUUUCACUGCUGUCAGGAGCAGGUGCUGUGUCUGAUCUUGGCAGGGCCCUGGUAGCUCAGCAGCCCUUGUGCAGCCGCGGCGGGGGCUGUUGCCGCCUCCGUCUUGUUUUCGCGACCGUCAGACGGUCCGAAAGCUGCUCGCCCCUGCUCCCCGGGUGCGUUGGGUUGGC